UAAAACAUCUACCUGGUGCGGUCUAUUCGACACGACUCCUAAAAUAAACAAAAGAAACAUCCACUUCAUCAUCAUCAGUCACCGAUGUACUUGGACUUCGCCUCCUAAAUGAAAAUGAGCUCGGCUUACAGUAUAAAAGGUGUGGCUUCUGCAGGUGAUAGUGUGCCUGCCUUCUGCGCUUCAGAUCGAACCAGAGUCAAACAAUGCGUGCAGUCGUCGUCAUAGUCUUCGCAACGCUCUCAGUGUGCUGUUACACGCUUGCGAAUCCAGUUCCUCAAAACAAAGAUGCGGUGACGGAAAAUGAAAAACAAGAAAAAGGUGUACAGUUGGCAAAAUCUCCAGCUACCGCAAAUGACACGCAUCCUCAUGACAUCGCUCAUGGCUGUGAAGAUGCCAAACGUGCAGAAGUGGGCCUUGCAGGUUGCAUUUAUUACUGCAAAUAUGUAUCUCAAAACAACACUUGGCUCUACGGGCAUUAUAUACCCUAUGGCAUAGACUGCUGGGCAGAUGACGUUGAUAGUGAAACGGAUAAAGAUGGUGUACCUGGAAGAUGCUACAAUGGGUUAUGCUACCCUGAUGACCAUGACGCCAUAAAGCACCUUCCACCAAGGACAGAAAGUCCAUCAGAAGCAGAUAAUUGAAUAAUAAAAGUCGCUUGAUAU
Messenger RNA from Rhipicephalus sanguineus (brown dog tick), 662 nucleotides. RefSeq lists its product as uncharacterized. The coding region runs from base 204 to 641 and encodes 145 amino acids. The transcript is spliced from 5 exons. The record is from RefSeq and is a predicted model, not a curated record. NCBI's taxonomy places the organism in Eukaryota, Metazoa, Arthropoda, Arachnida, Ixodida, Ixodidae.